Solanum verrucosum is the source of this 516-nucleotide messenger RNA. RefSeq lists its product as uncharacterized. The transcript is spliced from 3 exons. The coding region runs from base 1 to 483 and encodes 160 amino acids. Gene Ontology annotation, molecular function: zinc ion binding. The record is from RefSeq and is a predicted model, not a curated record. NCBI's taxonomy places the organism in Eukaryota, Viridiplantae, Streptophyta, Magnoliopsida, Solanales, Solanaceae.
AUGGCAACUGGAACUUCUUCAUUGUCUUUACUUCCUAUUGAUGAAGAAGAUGAGAUAUUGAUGCUAUACGGGUCCGAAUCAGGUUGGGUUGAGGCCAAAACUCACUGUGAUCACCUGGCUUCUUUGUCAUCUGAUCUCACCCAUAUUCCAACUCCUGAUACUCCUUGCAACAGGUGCCAACAUCCAGUAGAGAACUGGCUAUGUUUGUGUUGCAAGGAGGUUCUUUGCAGUCGAUUUGUUAAUAAGCACUUGCUCGAGCAUUACAAGCUGGCCGAUCACUCUUUAGCCCUCAGCUUUAGUGAUCUAUCAGUAUGGUGUUUCUCCUGCAAUGCCUAUUUAGAUGCUCAAGUUAUAAUGCCGUUGCAGUCUGUUCAUUUCAUUGCCUACGUACUGAAGUUUAAUGAGCCUCCACCAUUACGAGCAGUGGAGUGUGUACAUAUUACAGAUAACAGAGCAGACGGUUCUUCUACUUCUGGGAAGUAAUAUUUUCAUCUUCUCUUUGAUGCAUGUGAUGUU